AUGAACCGAAACCGGAACCAACAGGCCAGUGCCAUGUUCGUGCACCCCGGUUUUCGGGUCCGACAUCCGGUGAAAUCGUUCAUACGGAAAAAUGGUGGCAGCAAAACUACCCAACUACUGAGCGGCAAAAAAUCCAGACCGAUGCGAGCCAGAAAGCACAACGCCAAAACGUUUCCUACUAUCUACUACCAAAAAGUGAGGGGCUUACGAACUAAAACAGCUGAUCUUCACAGCGCGCUCUCUGCUGCCGACUACGACGUCAUUUGCUUUACGGAGACUUGGCUCAACAACACAAUUAAGGACUCGGAGCUCACCGAUUGCUACACACCUUACCGGUGCGAUCGCUCGGAAACAACAAGUCGCUUUGAACGUGGUGGUGGAGUGAUGAUAGGAGUGAAAAAUAACAUUCGUAGUUCUUCGCUUACUGAGGAUUGCGCUACUUGCCUUGAAAAAGUAGUUGUGCAUCUGAAACUGCAAAACCGCUCGUUGUAUAUCAGCACUGUUUACCUUCCACCCUACUCGACUCUCGCACACUACGCGCAGUUUUUUGCAUGCAUGAAUGAAAUAUCAAACAUUACGGGCUCUGAAGAAGACGUUUUCUGGCUUGGCAAAUUUAAUCUGCCUGCCCUCAUCUGGACUUACGACGAUGACCUGAGCUGCUACAUUCCGAUAAGUGCCACCACAGAGUCAGAAAUGCUUUUGACUGAAUCGAGGGGUAUGCUUGGACUAGCCCAAAUCAACAACACUGACAAUAUCAACGGCAGAUUAUUAGAUCUGGUUUUUGUAAGUAAUGCAUCAAUUUGCGAAUUGUUUGAAUGUGCAGAACCUCUGCUCAGGGUAGAUCAGCAUCAUACACCGUUCGUGCUAACAUUGCUGUGUUAUCUUGACCUGCGCACGCAACCGUAUGAGGAAUUUCGUUUGGAUUUCAGCCAAUGCAAUUACGCUGUAGUUAAUAAUCUUAUAGAUAACACUAGCUGGAGUGAACUGCGAUGCGCUGAAAAUAUCACUGUAGCUACUGAUCAUUUCUAUCGCAUUUUGAUCAACAUCAUUCGCGACAACACUCCACUGAAAAAACGAGCCAAUAAACGAGAGUCAAUCCGUCCCUGGUGGAAUAACGAUCUGAAGAAUUGCCGUAACCGGCUACGAAAGGCCAGGAAAAUCUAUUUUGCUCUUCGAAAUGAACCAAAUAAACUUCUACUGCGCGAGCUGGAACGGACGUACAAGGAGCUGAAUUCAAGAAAAUUCAACGAGUACAUACAACGCACGGAGCAACACCUAAAAGCCGACCCGAAAUCGUUUUGGUCAUUCAUUGAUCAACGGAAAUCGAGCAACGGGAUUCCAGCUACCGCGUCCUACCUGGACAAGAGCACCACCGAUCCGAAGGAUGCGGAAAACCUAUUCAUGACGGUCUUCCGAAGCGUGUUAAGUAACAAUUUACCACCUUCGGAUGAAGCGUACUUGAAUAGUUUGCCAGUGUAG
Uranotaenia lowii is the source of this 1479-nucleotide messenger RNA. RefSeq lists its product as uncharacterized. Gene Ontology annotation, molecular function: catalytic activity. The record is from RefSeq and is a predicted model, not a curated record. NCBI's taxonomy places the organism in Eukaryota, Metazoa, Arthropoda, Insecta, Diptera, Culicidae. The transcript has 3 exons. The coding region runs from base 1 to 1479 and encodes 492 amino acids.